AUGCCGUGCUCCGCCCCUGGCGUGUCGCCGGCCAACGUCACCGACGCCGACAAGCUGCAGUACGCGGCCAUUGAGCGGAUCCAACUCAAGAAGCUCACGCAAAUAGCGGAAAGGCUUCGCAAGAUUCAAGUCCCGACCAUCAAAAAGGAGAAGCUGGGUGACCUGUCCAUCGCGCUCGGUGCCCAACUCGGCGUGGAUGCGAGCCCAAGGUCCCCGUCUGCGGUCUCUGAUACUUUUUUUUUGCCUUGCGACUGGCCGCUCGAGGCUCUCGAGUACGAAACAUGGGACGAUCGGUGGUCUUGGUACGCACACCGGCUACGCGUUGAUCCGGCCAUCUUGUUGCAAGUUCCCGAGACCAUGAGCGAGUGGUUCCGCCACUGCCUGCGUCGAUUAGGCCGCUUGGUCCCAGAUCUAUGGGACCACUACAGCUGGCCGGGCGCCAUUCGAGAAGCGAUUGGGCUGCGGGUGCCUUGCCGACACUUCUGCCGGCCGCCGUCGCACCGCCGCCGUUAUUACGAGUCGUAUGUGCAAUGGGUCAUGUUUGCCACGGUCCCGUCGGCAAUGCCGCACGCGGCCUGCCUCGUCCUCGACUCGGGCACGCUAGCCGACGACGACGAUGACGACGCGAUCCUGCUCUCUGAGGCCGAGGCGGCCGUCGCGCUGAUUGAGUUUCAGCUCGCCGACGGCGACUACACCAAUCACCACACCAAGCCGGCGCUGGUCGCGACGCUCCUGCGGAACCAGACGGCCCGGCUCACGCAGGCCCAUUUCGACGGCAAGCAAAACAGGCUCGUCCUGCGCCAGUCUCGCACGCUCGACCUGACAGGGGCCGAGCCAAGCCCAGACUCGUGGACAUUGCUGCGGUGGAUUGCGAGCCAACCAGUGGGCGAGACGCGCUAUGCCGUCGGCGACUCUGACGAGGAGGCUCUCUGGGAUGACCCAGCCCACCUGACACCUCGAAUAUCCGCAUAG
Molecule: messenger RNA, 972 nt
Organism: Cordyceps militaris CM01
Lineage: Eukaryota; Fungi; Ascomycota; Sordariomycetes; Hypocreales; Cordycipitaceae
Exons: 2
Coding region: 1-972 (323 amino acids)
Source: RefSeq, a predicted model, not a curated record